Aspergillus versicolor CBS 583.65 is the source of this 3916-nucleotide messenger RNA. Its product is annotated as ribonuclease Z. Gene Ontology annotation, molecular function: 3'-tRNA processing endoribonuclease activity. The record is from RefSeq and is a predicted model, not a curated record. The transcript has a single exon. Lineage: Eukaryota; Fungi; Ascomycota; Eurotiomycetes; Eurotiales; Aspergillaceae. Gene Ontology annotation, biological process: mitochondrial tRNA 3'-end processing. Bases 483 to 3632 code for a protein of 1049 amino acids. Gene Ontology annotation, cellular component: mitochondrion.
GGACCUUCUCAAGUCCUCCCAAUCCAACCACUCCCUUUUCAGACCCCCAGAUAUUUUCAAAUGCUUUUAUUCCUGUGAUUGUUUAUUGUUGUCUCGAUUUUGAUCUAUAAUUUCUUAUUGGAUGGCCUGUGCAGCCAUUUCAUUUGAUCUUUGAUUUUUUUUGCCGACAGCGCAUUUUGUUCGCGUCACCCUUAUGACUCUUCGUAUGACUCCGCGUCAGUUCUUUUCUAGGUCCAUCCAAUCCGCCUGCCAAGUUGGAUUCCUUCCGAUUACUAGCAAGGCCGUUCACACGAGCCAUCCGUGAACAGGUUCUUCGUCAUACCCACCCCGCCCAGAACAAACCAGCAAUUCCCACCGCGAUCACAACUCGUGCGCUGCGCAUCCCUCGCACUGCCCAAGCAAAAGGCCUAAAACGACAAUAUAUCCUCGAUAAAACACCCCCCUCGAAACGGCGCAAAGUCCCCGCGGCGGGAAUCCUCCCCAUGAAGUUCUACUACCAGAUCGUGACCACCCCGACGGCGGAUACGCCAGGGACGGUGGCCCUCCUCCAUUUCCCGAAUAAGCGAUACCUGUUCGGCCGGGUUUCAGAGGGGACCCAGCGGGCUAUGACGGAAAAUGGGACAAAGUUGAGCGGUGUCUCUCAGGUCUUCCUCACGGGCCCCAUGAGUUGGAAUAACUCCGGAGGCUUGAUUGGGGUGAUCCUUACGAAGGCUGAUGGAGUCACCACCUCCGUGAGUGCGCAAGAGGCCGUUGAGCGCGAGAAGGAGGCGAAUCGACAGAAACAUGGCGGGCAGCAGCAGACUGGGAAGUCUGGAGUGAGGCUACAGGAGCGGGCUCAGUUCGGAGAUGGAGAAGAGCAGCAUGAUUUGACUGUUCACGGGCCUCGGAAUCUUGCUCAUACUCUGGCGACUGCUCGGAGGUUUGUCUUCAGAAAGGGAUUGCCGGUGUAUACGAAGGAAUACGAUACUGAAGGUGUAUGGGAUGGUCUGGGUUCUAAUGCAGACGACCCUUUUGAGACACCGACCUGGUUCGAUGAGAACAUUAAGGCCUGGGUUUUGCCUAUAAAACCGUCGUCGACGUCGGGAUUUUCAAGCCCAAGGAAGAGAAGCCUCGACGAGUUCCGGGAGGAUGCUACUCAGGUGGUGGAAGUGGAUCGGAAGAGCCAGGAUCAACUCGCGAGGGAGGCCGUCGUUGCCAACAUGUUCAACUCAGACUGGCAUCUUGAUGCCCUAGAAGAGACUCGUCUUGCGGAUGUCAAUUUGCCCGCGCAAAUAUUUGUGCGUAAUCCGGAGACGAAAGAUCUGGAGAAGUACACGGGGCCCCUUCCUGGCAAUGGCGUAGAGGUUCCCGAAAUGAACGUGCUUGUCCGAAAACCCUGGCCUGGCGCCUCCAUCGAGAAGAUUCCUACAGCGCAAAGAUGCGACGAAAGUCUAUGUUACAUCGUCAAAAACCACAACCUCAGAGGAAAGUUUGAUCCGAAGAGGGCUAUGGCUUUGGGUGUCGAAAAGGGGCGCAAGUUCGGUAUGCUUACCAUGGGUGAAAGUGUGGAGUCCAAAGAUGGAAAGUUGGUUACACCUGAAAUGGUCAUGGAGCCAGCAAGACCCGGGAAAGGUCUUGCAGUGAUGGACUUGCCCACCCCGGAGUAUAUCCAGAGCCUCUUAAGUCGGCCAGAGUGGAAGUCACCAUCCGUGAUGAGCAACCUAGAAGCUUUCAUUUGGAUAUUAGGCCCGGGCGUCGGGGACGAUCCUCGUCUUCAAAAGUUCGUUGCCUCGAUGCCAAACUGCAAGCACAUCGUUUCGAGCAAGGAUUAUUGCCCAAACUACCUAGCCCUGCAAAGUGCUGCUGGAUCGGCAAUUCGCUUGGCCCGGUUAAGGCCCGACAAUUAUGCAAUCCCCGAACAUAACAACGACACCCGCUUUCUGCAGACGCGGUCUUCUAUAAACCCUAUAUCCACCGAGAGCCAACUGUCCCCGUCUCCAUUCCUGCCUGCGGAGCCCGGACUUAUCGUGAACAUGGAACCCGAAUUUAAAAUCGAUACUUCCCAAAUAAUACCCCGGUUGAACACUGCCUCUUUCAUACAAAAAAUGCCCGUAUCCGCUGUACGCCGCGCAGGUAUCAUCAGCCGACGGUUAGGAGCACCAGAGCAGCAGAAAAGGCUUGAGCAAUUCCAAAAGGACCUGCCAGGUGCCGAUGCGGAGAUUUUCACGCUUGGGACGGGGUCGUCUGCACCAUCCAAGUAUCGAAAUGUCUCGAGUACUCUGGUCCACGUUCCGGGCUCGGGAUACUACCUGCUUGACUGUGGCGAGAGCACACUUGGCCAGCUUCAGCGUCUGUUCAACCCCAAAGAGCUUCGUGAGGUUCUUCAAAACCUACGAAUGGUCUGGAUUAGCCACCUUCAUGCGGACCAUCACCUUGGUAUUGUUUCAGUCCUUAAGGCGUGGUACCAGGAGAACUACCCAGACGGAGUUCCGCUCUCGAACGCGAUUGAGCCUUCUAUUAAUAAGAUUUUGGAGGAAAAGCGUCUGUUCGUCGUGUCUGACGGCAUGAUGGUUGAAUGGCUGGAGGAAUAUGCCGGUGUCGAGGAUUUCGGCUUCUCAAAGCUCGUACCUUUAUGCGCCAGCCCAUUCCGACAGGAGGAUGGUAAGCUCAAGACAAGUCUCAUCUAUCGCCACUGUCGCGCGGACGGCUCCUAUCCCAAACGGGAACUUCCAGAGUCAAAACCUGCUCAAUCUGAGCUGAGGUACAACAAGGACGAUUCGACCACCUUUCUGCUUCGCAAGGCCACGGGUCUUGCAGACCUUUUAACAACGUACGUCUCUCACUGCCGUGGCGCCAUGGCUGUCUCGCUCGUCUUUCACAGUGGCUUCAAAGUCUCAUUCUCAGGCGACUGCCGACCCUCGAGCACUUUCGCGGAAAUCGGAGAAGACUCUACCGUCCUGAUCCACGAAGCCACUUUCCACGAUAGUAUGGCCGGCUCCGCCAUUGCGAAAAAGCACUCCACCACUGGCGAGGCUGUUCAGAUCGGGCGUCAGAUGCGCGCUCGCGCAAUUCUCCUCACCCACUUCAGCCAGCGAUACCAAAAGAUAGCUGAGGUUGAGCAACUUGAUGCAAACGAAAAACCUAAAGCGACUGAAGCUCCUCAACAAGGGACUCCAACGACAACAGCAGUUCCGGACAUCCCUCUUGAUAACGACACCCAAGAGGACCUAAAGCCAGACCACCCCUGGCCCCGCUACACAACGGAAUCUAAAAAGCCAGGACCGGCUGUCGUCCCCAUCGUUACGGCAUUUGACCUCAUGCGCGUGCGUGUGCGCGAUAUGUAUACGCUCGGGGCAUACGCACCUGCAACCGAAAGGCUUUUCGCCGUUAUUGAGCGCGCCGGGGUACAAGAUGCCCGAUUAACCAGCCUAAGACAGCAGCACGAAUCCAAGAAACAGGGGAAGAACAAAAACAAGAAUAAGAACAAGAACAAGAAUCAAAAUAGCGGCUCUUCGCCAAACGGGAAAAACAGGGCCAGCAAAAGCCCGUCUCCAUCUCGUGAACUUUUUGAACCACCGCCUUCUAUCUGGUAUGCCCCUGAAAGCGAGAGCGGUUGGAGUUCGAGUGACUCUGGAAAGGGUGCUUCGUUCUGAUAGCCCUGGUAUCUGCGGCAACACAAGAGCCUCUGAUUAACUGGAGUGCAGCAGCUAAAGCUCUAGUCUCAGCCUGAGGGGGUUUUGUUGGGGACAUGUGCGAUUUUAUUCUUUACGAUUCUCCUCCCUCAUGUUUGUUUGGGAUAAAGAUGCUACACGUCUAUAUUAGAGUGCGGAUAGCGUAUAUACACCUAGAAAGCUUGUAUAAUAACCAUAUAUAUACCCCGUUCUUUCUGGAUAGUGCUUCUUAGUAUUCUAUGCAACCACCAUGUCUUCUUCCAGUG